Molecule: messenger RNA, 2243 nt
Organism: Linum trigynum
Lineage: Eukaryota; Viridiplantae; Streptophyta; Magnoliopsida; Malpighiales; Linaceae
Source: the annotation of a GenBank genome assembly
AUAUUUUUGGCUCCAUAUUAAAGUAAUGCGGCGUCGCAAGGAAAACGAUGUCACGAGCUAAAUAACAUCGCGACGGCGGUGAGCGAUGUCAAGUUCAGUGGCGUCGCGAGAUCAACGACGCCGCGUGAUAAAAAAUUUCAACGGCACUGCAAGUUCAGCAUGAUGCCGCAAUUCAACUAGGUUGUGAAUCAGCGCCAACAAAUAACGUUGGGUUACGAGGGAUGGAAUUAAAAAAACGAUGUUGCUUAGACCAAAGAAACAUCGUGGAGUUCAACGACGCCGCUAGUUCAACGAUGUCGCGAGAUUAGCAGCAUCGUGAGAUUUAAACAACGUCGUGGAUCCAACGAUUUAGUGAGCUGAAAGGCAUUGGGAGUUUGGCAAAGCCGUGGAGAGCUCAAAGUGGCCGCAAGGUUCAACGACAUUGCGAGAUCAACGAUGAUGCGAGUUGCAACGGUGGUGUGUGGUCAACGACGCCGAGAGAUACAACCUUGCGGCGAGUAUGCGGUGGUGAGGGGUGAAACAACAGUGUUGUUUAAUCGAUGGUGGUGCCGUGAUUCGAACCGUGGUGGUACAAAGUUGAUGUGGGCGCACGUGACUUCUACGCAAGGAAGAUUGGAGAACGGAUGCGAGGCAGUUGAAGACUACAACUUCGUGAAGAAGGAUGGAGCAUGUGGGAAUUCAUGACGGAGCAGUUGAGGAAGCGAUUCCACUGAGCGUGAAGGCUACGCAUGUGAUUUCAAAUAAAACCACCAAAGCAAGGAGAGAGAAGGGGACAACCAAAAAUCAACAUAGAACAACUAUGUUCCUAACAUUUUUUCUCUGUAACUCCGUCACGGAGCUCUCCUUACAGGAAGGAUCUCCAUAGUCAUAGCAGUGGUCGUAGUCGCGGAGCUCUCCACAGGAAUCUCCAUAGGAGUAGUCGUAACGUAGAUUCCUCAAUAACUCAAACACCCUCGUUCGAACAUUGUUUGGAGAGGUGUGGACCGAUUAAUGGUCGUUCUUGGUUAGAAGUCAGAGGUGCAUCGAUCAGAUCAACAUCGCCCGACGGUGGAUAUUUGACGGUCACGUUGAUUUCAGCUUUCAGAGGUGCAUCGAUCAAAUCAACAUCGCUCGACGCCCGGCGGUGGAUAUUUGAUGGUCACGUUGUUUUAAACAUUCAGUGGUGCGUCCGAUCAAACGCCACCGCAAAGGUUUCCACAUCGAAACAAUCAAAUCAACACCGCCCGAAGUCAUUCGGCGCAGGCGGUGGUAUUUGGUUUUCGCGGAAAACAUGUAGAUCGCCGAUCACCGCAGUCCUCAAAACACAAGAAUAUGCCGCUCAAUCUCAGUCCGACCAAGACCCCGAAGGCCGAACCCGUUAUGAUAGCAUUAUUCUAAUUUCUAGGUUUUCCUCAAUCUACUUGUAAGCUUGCUUUGAAAAAUCUUGCCCCCGACAAAUGUUACUACACGUCUCCCUUUCCAAGUCCCCGUCGUCGUCCAAGUUCUCGAUUCCCUCCUCGGCUGCAAUACACCCUUCAUUCUCCCAAUCAAAACAACCAAUUCACUCUGACUCCCCUUGUCUCAAACCCGCAAACAAAACCAUCCAUUUCAAACCAUGCCUCCCUCUCCAACUCGACGACUACCUUCAGAUCUAUCUCGCCGUACUUCUCCCACUUGGAGCUUCCGGCUCGUUGACGACUCCAUCAGUCAACACGUGUUAGGCAUGGUUUACAAGGGAUUUGAUGAAUGGGAAUCAUCAAGUGGAAUGUUCUUGAUGGCCGGAGUCACCGUCAGAAUCACUUGACCGGCUACAAGACUGUGUUUGGGGAGUGACAGAAUGGAAGAAAUGCAGUUGCUUGUUGCAGAACACAAUCCUGAUGCAUCUUGGAUUAGAAGGAAGUGGGUUCAAAUGAAGGACGACGUCGUCCUGAAGAAGAGAAGGUCUUGCUGAAGAAAGGAAGGAACAACAACGUUUUCAUUAUGUACUUAGCCGUUAGUAUUUACUGUUUGUUUAAAAUUAAAAGCCUAUUGUGUAAGGACAAGUGGAACAAUUCGUUAAUGAUCAUUGUAGCUAUAAAAGCUACAGAGAACUCAGUUUUCUGCUGAGAUUCUCUCCCAAAAUCUCUUAUUUUACACUAAAGUUUUCAGGGAGGGCGACGACAAUUCAUCUUAUGGGAAUUGCUUUUUUCAGAUGAUUUAGGGUUGUUUGUUUUCAAAUGCAUUAGCGACAAACUUGAAAUUGUUAAUAAAUUUAAAUUAUUUUA